Ipomoea nil (Japanese morning glory) is the source of this 525-nucleotide messenger RNA. RefSeq lists its product as uncharacterized. The transcript has a single exon. The record is from RefSeq and is a predicted model, not a curated record. Lineage: Eukaryota; Viridiplantae; Streptophyta; Magnoliopsida; Solanales; Convolvulaceae. Bases 1 to 525 code for a protein of 174 amino acids.
AUGGCUUCGACGCCGGCUGAUCCGGAUGUGGCUGGUUUGACGGCCAGGUGGGCUGAUAUUGUGUUCCAGGAGGAAGCCACGGCGUUUCUGCCGGUUGAAGGGGACGGGACCGAGGAGGGGGGCGGCGAGGUGGAGGAGAGUUGGGGGGUGGUGGGAAGGUUCUUGACACGGAAGCUAGUCAGGUUGGAAUUUAUGAGUCAGGUCCUGGCAUCGGUGUGGCAGCCGGUGAGCGGGGUUGAGGCAACGGAGGUUGAGCCUGGUCGAUUCCUGUUUGUUUUUCAUCAUGUAACGGACAUGGAACGAGUUCUAAACGAGGGGCCCUGGUCUUUUGAUAAUAGUACGCUGGUGUGUAAGCAGGUCCCUAACGGAGUUAUGCCGGUUGAUGUAGUGCUGGAUACGGUGGAUUUAUGGGUUCAGCUACAUGGACUGCCGAAUGGAUACUCAUCUAGUAGGAUUUUGGAACAGAUUGGAAAUUUCUUGGGUACGUUUGUGAAAUAUGAUGAUCAUUUCGAUAACGCCCCGUAG